Molecule: messenger RNA, 2895 nt
Organism: Botrytis fragariae
Lineage: Eukaryota; Fungi; Ascomycota; Leotiomycetes; Helotiales; Sclerotiniaceae
Product: putative spc97 spc98 family protein
Exons: 2
Coding region: 1-2895 (964 amino acids)
Biological process (GO): microtubule nucleation; meiotic cell cycle; mitotic cell cycle
Cellular component (GO): gamma-tubulin complex; spindle pole; centrosome
Molecular function (GO): gamma-tubulin binding; microtubule minus-end binding
Source: RefSeq, a predicted model, not a curated record
AUGAUAAAAAUGGAUGACGAAAGAGAUCCAGGAGAUGUGUUUGCUAUACCAGACCUUUGGGGUCUAUCUAGAUGUGUUGAUGAUGUAGUACAACCAAAUAGUCUUUUCUCAGAUCUUAGACUCCCUGUCAUUGACUUUAAACUACCAGACGUUGCAGAGCAGUGUCAACAUGAUGAUUUGUUCUUCGGUAUCCCGGAACUACCCAUAGGCCCAGCAGAGCCAAUUGUUUCUCCAUCUCAAUCUGGUGAACCUCUUGGCGACACAUCCUGCAACGAACCGGUGGGGCCUGAGGAAGCUGAAGGCUUUGAUAUUUGGAUGUUACAGGAGCAAGAGCCUUUACAGGAGCCUGUGAACUAUCAAACAUGGGAUUCCUUUACCAUCGAGCAAUUCAAUGAACCUCAAGCGGCUUAUUUGACCGAAGCUGGAGCUCGAGUGUUCGAUACCGCAUUAGCUGCCGAAGACGAUUUCUUGAAUGCUGAAAAUACUCUUCAUCAUGUGGUGGAUUCGAAGAUAUUCGCUACCUCAGUCCUCGCACUGGGAUUAGGUAGAAAUUCGAUGUUCUUCGCGUGGGAUGUAGAGAAGCGUUCAUUUUAUGCGACCCUUCAGAAGUUCCGAGUCUCUGGUCACACUGCACAAUCUCUCACCGGUUUUUUGGCUCCUUUUUAUGAGUGCGGAAAUAUUACCAGAUUUCUUCAGGACUUUGUCGAAAAGACUUAUUCGUCAAACAAGUCACCAGGUCGAAUCGCCAUGGCGGAGUCUAUUUCAACUGUUCUCGCAACAAUCCAGUCACAGCUGAAUGUAAGCGCUUCUGAUUAUGAGAGCAUUUUACAACUGCAAGCAUUGUUUCAGCCCGUUCACUCAGUUCUCACAUGUUUCAAACGAUUGGUGACGAAGACAUUACCAAAGAAAAGUGAUGAAGCAAUACUGUCAACGCUUUUUGAAGAGAUUCAACUUCUAGAACAUAGGACAGACACUCUCCGAGAUAUUCUUCUUGAAAUACUCUCGAGGGUAUCAAUACCUUGGCUUGAAUUCACCGGUGAAUGGCUUGGAUUACAAAGAGAAGAUGGCGUACCGCUAACCAAGGAUGGUUCUGGGAAGAGCUUUGUAAAGGUCGACAACAAAGAAUGGGUGGAUGAAGCUGGUCUCGAAUUGAAUGAACCUGACUUUAUAUUGGACCUUGAAAGUGUUCCUUCGUUCAUCCCUCUUGAAGAUGCCCGAAUAAUGUUUGAAGUGGGUAGGAGCCUUCGGAUUUUACGGACUCACCAUAUAGACCAUCCUUUGUCGAAAAUGGAAGUCGUGGAGUCGGUUGCACCACCAGCUCUUGAAUGGAAGUAUUCUUGGCAGGAUAUACUGGAUGUAGAGACUAAGGCCUUGAAAUACGAACAGGAUUUGACAGCCGCGCUCCGAAAGUUCUCGGAAAAUCACUCAACGACGGAACCCACAGCGACCGAGUCCAGGUACGAGCUUUACGAUUUUGAUCUGGAUUUCUUCGGCCGACCCGAAGAAGAGAUUCAAACUCGUGUUGUAGCUUCCAUCAAUCGAUUGGACUCAAAAUUAAAGGAGCCACUUACUCCUGUUAAGUUUAAACGUCUUUUACAGGAUUGUCUUUCAUUGGCUCCGGAGCCUUCGCGAGUGGAUGAAUCAAUAUUUUCCCCGCCCAUUUCGCUGGCCCCCAUACUCUCAUUCAAUCCAAUCAUUUCUGCGCAAGCUAGAGUGGUCAAUGGUGUUUGCAUGCAACUAUUCUUCAAGUCUCAUAAGUUACGAGAUCAUCUAUCUCUCCAAAGAGAUUUCCAUCUGUUGGGAAACGGUGUUUUCUCAAGUCGACUCUCUCAUGCACUAUUUGAUCCGGAAUUAGAAAGUGCCGAGAGACAAAAGGGAGUGGCUUUGUCUGGUGGAACCAUGGGUUUACGACUCGGCGGUAGAGACACAUGGCCACCAGCGAGCUCUGAGUUACGACUUGCAUUAAUGGGCGUUCUCACUGAAAGUUAUGCAUCAUAUCAACCUGCGAAUUUCUCUUCCAUUGAUAGCUAUCUUCAAAGACAGAAAUCUCUUCCAGGAGAUCUAAGUUUUGCUGUUCGAGAUAUGUCCGAAGAAGAAAUCAAACGGUGUAUGGACCCAAAUUCAAUCGAAGCCCUAGAUUUCCUACGGCUUUCAUACAAACCUCCUGCGCCGUUGGAAUCGAUUCUGACUCCCAUUAUCCUCUACAAGUAUGAUCAGCUUUUCAAACAACUCCUUCGUACUCUCAGAAUGCUAUAUGUUGUGUCGGCGCUUUUCCGUGAUGCCACGGAUAGGACAUCCUCGUGGCAAAACAUACAUCCCUCUGCCCAGAAGUUCCGUAUUGAAGCUCAUCAUUUCGUUUCUGCGGUCUGUGGAUAUUUCUUCGACACUGGAAUCGCAACAACAUGGGGUAUUUUCCAGAGAAAAUUAGAUGAAAUUGAAGCACGCAUGGACUCUGGGAAUUUUUCGCUCGGUCAAAACGAGGGGCUGGAGAGUCUUAGAGAAUACCAUGAACGUGUGCUCGAUAAGAUGCUAUUUGCGUUGUUCUUGAGGAAGAGACAGAAACCAGUUAUGCAACUACUAGAAGAAAUAUUCGGCCUGAUCCUACGGUUCUCGAAGCACUCAAGAGAGAAGGCUUCGGGAGCAAAGCCAAAUACGGGUAAUGUAGGCGAAGAUGAGAAUAUCCAAGUGAUGUAUGGAAAAUUCAAAAAGAGAGUAGGAGUAUUUGUCACUGUUUGUAGGGGAUUGACGGAAAAGAAGGGGUACGGCGAGAAGACUUUCAAUGCCCAAGCAGGAAGUGGGGGUUUGUUUGACGCUGCGGAUCUAGCAGAAGAAAACACAGUUGGGCAACUGGUAUUAAGAUUAGAGAUGUCAGGUUAUUAUAUGAAAGGGGUAUGA